AUGAACCAUUUAAACGUUAUAACUGAUGAAGAAUUUGUACCAUUUCUGCAUGGCUUAGGUGUUGAAACUUACAAAAAGUCCUUUGAAUGGCUGUUGCACGAUUCGGACUUCGCUGAUGUAUUAAAGUGGCUGUAUGUAAAUUUAGAUCACAACAACGCUUUAAGUGCCCGUGAAGAAUAUAGGUAUGUAGAAAUAGAAAAAAGAAAAUGUCUCUUGUCACCUGAUGAAUUAGAAGCAUCUAUUUUAUCUAUUCAGGAACAGUUUGAAGGAAUAUGUCUACCAGGUGACCACGAGUCUAUGGAGGAUGUAAAAUUGGACAUUAAAAUGCAAAAAGAAAGACUUUCUAUGUUGGAGAAGCAUGAAUCGUCGAUUAAAGAUUUAAUAAAACAAAAUCAUGCAAUUAAAGAAGAACUGGACAUAGAGACAACAAAACUAAGCGCGUCACAGAGACAAUGUUUGGACGAUGGAACUGCCUUAGGUGAGCAUUGCAUCACAUUGGCAGAGGAGGUGGAUAGCAUUGUUGAUAGCGUGUGUGAUGUGAUAUCUGAAAAUCUGAGUCUGUGUGGCAAUAGCUGUACAGAUAAGGAAAUUGCCUGCAAGUUCUUUGCAUUUGGCCCCUUUGAGUCAUAUAGGCAAUCGCAGGCACUUUUCAUGUCUCACUUUGAUCUGUAUGUCUCCAAACGGUUUAGCAAUAAGCACAUUGGCAAUAUAACAGAUAACAAUUUAAGGAUGUCCUUAAGAGAGGCAAGGAACAUGGAAGAAAGGUUAUCGGAUGCAGUGUAUGCAUAUAUUUCCACGAAAGCGGAACUGUGCGGAGAACAAGCGAAAUUGGCACUUGUUUCUAACUAUAAUAAUGUUCAUCCCAGCCAAGUGGCUUCAUGUUCAUUGGAAGCUCAAAGUACAGUGGAGCUUCUAGAUCAAGAAGAGAGUAUAUUAGAUCAGCAAUUGGAGGAUGCAGUGAAGAAUUUUGUCUCCUACCGCACGAAUCUCGCGCUGGAGACUGCAGCAAAAGCUGCAUUGAAUAUUAGAGAAGAAGUCCAUAAAGACCUGGCGUUCCUGCUCGACACAACCCAGCAGGCUUUGGCCCUCGACAAGCUGUUAUAUUGCGCCCUCAGAAGUGAGCUGCGCUCGCUAGAGGAACUAUUGCAUUUCGCCUCGCACCUGCGAAAGUUCUUGAUGUCGGAGGGUGAGGCUGUAUGCAGCAGGAUUGAGUCAAUGAACGAAAUAUGCUUGGAGCAAGCGCUCGCUGAGCAGAGACUGCAGACCUCAAACAUUCUCCAGGGUACUCUAUGUUCCAUACUUGGUGCAGAUUCUAUCAAUGACCCUACGGUCCUUGUUAGACUACAUAUUGAACUGAAGAAGUGUAUUCAGGAUCUAAACGAUAAUAUUUCUGAGGCUUUCAAGAAGAAAGAGGGAGCAAUAAACGAUUACAAGCAGCGGUACGAGCCACUGCGGCAGUACGUGUGGGACGGCUGCACCAGACAGCCCAACUGCUCGGACGUGGCGGUGGCAGCCCUGAGCCACCGGCUGAGGAGGGAGAUGGACGCCGUGGACGCCGAGGUGCUGGCUGCCAGCGGCAGCUUCACCGCCGUGAAGAAUGGCGACAAGCAGAAUCUGAGGAAGAUUUGGCAAUGGUUUUUGUCGGAUCAAGCGAAACUGUUGUCAAUGGUGAAAUCUGUACAGUCCAAGAGCUUUAUG
This is a messenger RNA of Iphiclides podalirius (scarce swallowtail), 1698 nucleotides long. The record is from the annotation of a GenBank genome assembly. NCBI's taxonomy places the organism in Eukaryota, Metazoa, Arthropoda, Insecta, Lepidoptera, Papilionidae.